GUGUGAACACAGUUAGGGAGGCCAUUCCUCUGGUGUCCCAAAGCAAACGAGGACUGUUGUGAUUCCUCCACAGGUCCUAUAGGACAGGGCUGGGUUUAUCCACAGGUCCUAUAGGACAGGGCUGGGUUUAUCCACAGGUACUAUAUGACAGGGCAGGGUUUAUCCACAUGUCCUAUAGGACAGGGCUGGGUUUAUCCACAGGUCCUAUAUGAGAGGGUUGGGUUUAUCCACAGGUCCUAUAUGACAGGGCUGGGUUUAUCCACAGGUCCUAUAGGACAGGGCUGGGUUUAUCCACAGGUCCUAUAUGACAGGGCAAGGCUGGGUUUAUCCACAGGUCCUAUAGGACAGGGCUGGGUUUAUCCACAGGUCCUAUAUGACAGGGCUGGGUUUAUCCACAGGUCCUAUAUGACAGGGCAGGGUUUAUCCACAGGUCCUAUAGGACAGGGCUGGGUUUAUCCACAGGUACUAUAUGACAGGGCUGGGUUUAUCCACAGGUCCUAUAUGACAGGGCAGGGUUUAUCCACAGGUCCUAUAGGACAGGGCUGGGUUUAUCCACAGGUACUAUAUGACAGGGCAGGGUUUAUCCACAUGUCCUAUAGGACAGGGCUGGGUUUAUCCACAGGUCCUAUAGGACAGGGCUGGGUUUAUCCACAGGUACUAUAUGACAGGGCUGGGUUUAUCCACAGGUCCUAUAGGACAGGGCUGGGUUUAUUCAUAGGUUUUAUAGGGCAGGGCUGGGUUUAUCCACAGGUACUAUAUGACAGGGCUGGGUUUAUCCACAGGUACUAUAUGACAGGGCUGGGUUUAUCCACAGGUCCUAUAGGACAGGGCUGGGUUUAUCCACAGGUACUAUAUGACAGGGCUGGGUUUAUCCACAGGUCCUAUAUGACAGGGCAAGGCUGGGUUUAUCCACAGGUCCUAUAUGACAGGGCUGGGUUUAUCCACAGGUCCUAUAUGACAGGGCAGGGCUGGGUUUAUCCACAGGUCCUAUAUGACAGGGCUGGGCUGGGUUUAUCCACAGGUCCUAUAGGACAGGGCUGGGUUUAUCCACAGGUCCUAUAGGACAGGGCUGGGUUUAUCCACAGGUCCUAUAGGACAGGGCUGGGUUUAUCCACAGGUCCUAUAGGACAGGGCAGGGCUGGGUUUAUCCACAGGUCCUAUAGGACAGGGCAGGGCUGGGUUUAUCCACAGGUCCUAUAGGACAGGGCAGGGCUGGGUUUAUCCACAGGUCCUAUAGGACAGGGCAGGGCUGGGUUUAUCCACAGGUCCUAUAGGACAGGGCUGGGUUUAUCCACAUGUCCUAUAGGACAGGGCUGGGUUUAUCCACAGGUCCUAUAUGACAGGGCAGGGUUUAUCCACAGGUCCUAUAGGACAGGGCAGGGUUUAUCCACAGGUCCUAUAUGACAGGGCAGGGCUGGGUUUAUCAACAGGUCCUAUAUGACAGGGCAGGGUUUAUCCACAGGUCCUAUAUGAGAGGGCAGGGCUGGGUUUAUCCACAGGUCCUAUAGGACAGGGAAAGGAAGUGCUCAUUUCUUCUUGGUGGCUCUCUUUCCCUCGCCCUUCUUGGGUUUCCCUUUGCCUCUCAGUUUCCUCAGCCGACGCAUCUCCUCCUUGAAGUCCUCGUGUUCAUCUCUG
Molecule: messenger RNA, 1635 nt
Organism: Oncorhynchus keta (chum salmon)
Lineage: Eukaryota; Metazoa; Chordata; Actinopteri; Salmoniformes; Salmonidae
Exons: 15
Coding region: 145-1062 (305 amino acids)
Source: RefSeq, a predicted model, not a curated record